UCAGUUGUAACGAAGCUACACUCAUCCACCAUGAAGUUCGCAAUUGCUUUCUUGUUAUGCAUUUUGGGUAUGUCCCUGGCGCGUCCAGACACCAUCUUGGACUUCGAAGGGGAGGACCAUGAGCACGAACAGGAGGGGGAUGCUGGAGACAAAGUGGAAGGAACAUACAGUUGGACGUCUCCAGAAGGAGAUGAAUUCUACGUCAAGUACGUCGCUGACGAAGACGGCUACAGAAUCGUCGAGUCCAACGCCGUCCCCGUCAGCCACGACGGAGUCGCCGCUGACGGUAACCAGGGUUCCUUCACUUCUGACGAAGAAGAAGCAGAAAAAUAGGAAUAUGGAGUUAUUUAACAAAGUGAACUGAAGGGUUUUUUCCGAAUGAUCGACGCUGUAUUCUGGCAAUACGAAUCGAAUGUAAUUUAUUUCUUCGCAAUAAAUGCAGUAAAAGUA
This is a messenger RNA of Macrobrachium nipponense, 450 nucleotides long. Its product is annotated as cuticular protein 47Eg-like. The transcript has 3 exons. NCBI's taxonomy places the organism in Eukaryota, Metazoa, Arthropoda, Malacostraca, Decapoda, Palaemonidae. The coding region runs from base 31 to 333 and encodes 100 amino acids. The record is from RefSeq and is a predicted model, not a curated record.